Molecule: messenger RNA, 2691 nt
Organism: Lachancea meyersii CBS 8951
Lineage: Eukaryota; Fungi; Ascomycota; Saccharomycetes; Saccharomycetales; Saccharomycetaceae
Source: the annotation of a GenBank genome assembly
AUGGGCGAGUCCAAUCGGAAGAGGCACGAUAAUGAUGCGGAGCACGAGCACGAUCAAGGUCCCAAAAAAAAGCGGCCGUCCUCUGCUUUGAUGGGUAUUACACGGUCCAUCGCCGCUUGCAAAAGAUGCAGGAUUAAGAAAAUCAAGUGCGAUCAACAUUUUCCCACCUGCGCAAAAUGUGCUGCCUCCAAUUCUCCUUGUGUGUCUGUAGAUCCAGCAACAGGGCGGGAUGUUCCCAGGUCUUAUGUUGUUUAUUUGGAAGACCGGGUGGAGGCGAUGAUGCAAAAGCUGAGAGAUUGCGGCGUAGACCCCAGUCAAGUUCAAGGAAACAUUCCUGCCACAGAUCAGGAUCAGCCAUGCGAUCUUGGGGUAUAUGAGGAGAGACUCAGGACCGAACAUAAGAUACGACACGACAAUGUUAUGGCUGGUUAUAUCAUCAAUAAUGGAACAUCGAUGAAGAAGGGAGUUCUGAAAAGCACCAAACCCGAAAUCGGAUCGUCGCGAGACUCGGUAUCAUCAAGCGAACACAAAGACAACGAUCUCAUCUCCGAGCUUAGUGAAUCGGCCAAAAGCCUGCAGAGUCUUGGAUCAAUGAAGCACUCGCAUUCAAAAUCGACCGAAUCUGCGAUGGGGGCAGCAUCCAAUUCGUAUCUAGGCGACUCUUCAGGGAUCCCGUUCGCCAAGCUUAUAUUUACGGCCAUAAACUUUUUGCCUGAUGCGGUCGAAGAAGCAUCCAAGGAAGCAGAGGACGUGCCUGUGAAGAAAAAUGACAAUAGCGUGUUCAAGCUGUCAUAUUUGCCCACCAAAAAGGAUGCACAAGGUCUAAUAUCGCAAUAUUUCAACUGCUGUAAUGCGCAGCUACCUAUUCUACAUCGUGAGUAUUUUUUGAAGCGAUUUUUCGAACCCAUUUAUGGUCCCUGGGACUCUAAAGUUUCCCUGGGCUCUGACACCACAACGAUCAAUGAGCACUUCAAGCUACCUCCAGAAAAAGAACAUUCUGACCUCAUGGGCGAAGAAUGGUACGAACCAUCACUCUCGGAAGUGGAAGGCCACGACAAGGAAAUCCCAAUCAAAUUCCACGUUCCAUUGUUUUUCUUGAACAUCGUUAUGGCCGUAGGCGACUCUGCCAAGAUCUUGACGACUGAUGAAAGCAAGUCUGCGGCUUACAAGGACCGAGCAUCUGCUUUGGUGGACGCUUUGUUUAGGUCAGACGAUCAAAUGGAAGCAUUAGCGGGUACUCUGCUAGUUGCCCAGUACUCAACUAUGCGGCCCAAUGUUCCUGGUGUAUGGUAUACGAUGGGUUCCGCUUUGAGACUAGCUGUAGAUCUUGGUUUACACGCCGAGAAACUAAAUCAAAACUACGAUCCCUUCACGAGGGACAUGAGAAGAAGAUUAUUUUGGUGCACUUAUUGUUUGGACCGCCAAAUCUGUGCAUUUUUCGGUCGACCAUUUGGAAUACCAGAUGAAAACGUUACUAGUGUGUUUCCGAGCUCGCUUGACGACGCUUUGAUCACGACUGCGGUAGACGACAUUGAAGACUACUCUGAGGCUAAAAGUGCCAUGGCUUCUUACAAAUGCGUGGCAAUAGCAUUUUUCAAAGUACGAAAACUACAAGCAGAUAUUGUUCAAGGUUUGUACACUCAGCGAAAACUUCCGAGUGGAUUUAGAGGCUUACCUGAAUGGAGAGAACACAUGAAUAGCCGGCUUGAUGACUGGUUUCAGAAGCAAGUGCCCAAAACCGCUCGUAAGAUGAACUGCGAUUUCCGGAUUGAGUUGUUCCAGCUAGAGCUCUUCCACUCAAAGGUUCUAUUGUACGGACUGUGUCCAAAGUGUAUGAGUCUAGAUGACCACGGCUACAAAAUGGUGUACCACAGCACGAAAGGCAUCAUUGAUGUUUAUUACAAGUUGUGCAAUGAGGACAGCAUCAUGUACACAUGGGUAGCGGUACACACGCUGUUCAUGUCGGGUGUGACGUUUCUGUAUGUGCUUCACAACGCUGGCGUCGAUCUUGGAGAUACGAUAGCAGACGCGGAAAAGACCUGCGUGCAGUUAGUACACGUUUUAGAGCGGCUGGUUGGUAAAUGUGAGGCGGCCAAGAAAGGCUCGAUCAUUUUCAAGGUGUUGUCUGCGGCCAUUUUGAAAUUGAAAGCUGAAAACACAGACAACCCUGGGUCUGCGUCACAGCCCGUGUUUCAGUCCGGCUCACAACCGGGCUCGAGAAGUACGCCGCGAAGCAAUUCGCUUCACGCUUCGGACCAAACCGGGAGCGAAGGCAGCCUAGUGGCUUUGGGAGAAGAGCCUCGCUUGAGUAGUGUCAACAACAACACUAGGAAGGAUGCAGCCGCGUCUGGAGUCGCUUACGGAGCUUUGGAUCAGUUUUUCGCAGAGCUGGACAAACUUUCGCCCUUCUCAGACCCGAACACCGAUCUGACCGGGCUGGCCGGGUCUUACGAUACGCCGGAACUAGUGUCGCUGCCGGCUACCAGUGCCGAUGCUGCGGCUUAUGACAAAGUAGAGCAGGAACUCGAAAAGGGACCCAUCUCAGAGACGAUGCAAUUGGCAAACUCAACGUCCAAGGACGGCCAGCGCGUGUAUGACAUGAUGAGCCAGUUCAGUGCAGAGACAAUAUGGGACCAGGUUUUUAACACUGGCGGCAUGUACGGCGUGAGCUACGGAAAUCAGGAACAAUAG